UCGUACGUUUGGCAUUGUAUUUCAAACAGGAUGAAAUUAAAUGGCUGAAAAAAAAGAUGGACAACUUGAGAAAUGAGUUGGAAAUGGUCAAGAGGGGAAUGGCUACAAAGCAGCUGAAGCGUCUGUCAAUGCCUAUGAUGAAAUAUCUUCACAAUAUUGAAUAUUUUAAUAAGAAACGUGAACCGAAGAAGGCCUCUGUCAAGUUUUGGUAUGAUACUGGUGAUGUUGCAGCACAAUGGGAGAAUAUUGAAAUGCAGUCAAUUUAUUCCAUGACAAAUAUUCAUCAGGCCCCGAAACAGAAGCUGAGUGUGAAAAAACAUGAUGAAACUGUACAGAAUGCUGUCAGAGCCCUCUUUAGUCGUUAUUGGGAGAGUGUAGAUAAUAUCAAGUUUAAGAAGCUUCUGCAAGCCUAUCGCUACAUGUCACCCAUACAUGGUGUACAACAUCUGCUACAAGUCUACUUGUUGCAACGAAAGAUUAGAAAUGGUUAUUACAAUGGCACAUUUAUGGCCUCGCAGCGUCUACUGCCUCUGGAGUUUACCGAAGAAGAGGACAUGUUUAAGGAUCGUUUUGAUAUCAAUACCAAAUACAAAAACAGCAAAGGCGGUGGGCAGAUGAAAGAAAUCAAUCUGAUUAUACCGGUUGCUAGAAAAUUAGAAGCAUUUGUACGAUUUACAGAGACACUAGAGAAGAUCUUCAAACAAACACUGGAGAACCUCAUAGUGAUUCUUGUAAUCUAUAAAGACCCAGAAGGAAGCUGGAUUAAACAGAUCGCUUUGAUGAGACGUCUGCAGUCUCAGUACCCUUCCAUGAAACUAGAAGUAACACUUUUGACUGGAGAUUUUGCUCGUGGGGUGGCAUUGCAGCAUGGCAUGAAGAACUGCAGUAAUGACUCCCUUCUCCUUUUUAUUGAUAUCGAUAUGGCCAUCACAGAGACAUUUCUACAUCGAGUACGAGUGAACACGAUAUAUGGCAAGCAAGUGUAUUUUCCGAUUUAUUUCAACCAGUUUGAUCCUGAAUCUAUUUGCCACAAACCAAAUUGUAAGAAGAACCAUUACUUAUUUGGUAAGGAUGAUGGCUUUUGGAUAUAUUUCGGUUUUGGUAUGGUGUCCAUCUAUAAAAAAGACUUUCUGGAAGUGGGCGGCUAUGACACAAACAUUAAAGGAUGGGGAAAAGAGGACAUAGAUUUCUAUGAAUUGUGUAUCAAGUCUAACCUGACAGUAAUCCGGGCCCCUGAUUUGUCACUGAUACACGUUUACCACCCAAAGUUCUGUUCAAAGGAUUUGAAUGCAGAACAGUACCAAAUGUGUACAGAUUCAAAAAUCAGUAUCUUUUGGUCGCUACAUAAAGAAGCUGAUGCUGUCUACAGAUUACCGAAGAUAUUAAAUAAAUAACAAAGACAAACAGACAGACGGAAAAGGGGAAGAUACAAGCACAAAGAAGGGCAAAGAAUUCUGAAGGGAGUAAAAGAGGAAACAGAAAAAGUGGUUAAUAGGUAUUUGGUAAUCACUUUGUAAAUACAAAUGUAUACUCUCUUUUACUCUUUUACUUGUUUCAGUCAUUUGACUGUGGCCAUGCUGGAGCACCACCUUUAAUCGACCCCAGGACUUAUUCUUUGGAAGCCUAGUACUUAUUCUGUCGGUCUCCUUUUGCUGAACAGCUAAGUUACGGGGACGUAAACACACCAGCAUCGGUUGUCAAGCGAUGGUGGGGGGGACAAACACAGACACACAUACAUAUAUACGACGGGCUUCUUUUCAGUUUCCGUCUACCAAAUCCACUCACAAGGCUUUGGUCGGCCCAAGGCUAUAGUAGAAGACACUUGCCCAAGGUGUCACGCAGUGGGACUGAACCCGGAACCAUGUGGUCGGUAAGCAAGCUACUUACCACACAGCCACUCCUGCAUCUAUACAUACAUAUACAUAUAAUAUAUAUGUAGGCAUACAUAUAUACAUAUGUGUUUAUAAGUAUAAAAUGACUAAAAUGCAAUAUUAAUGACAAGAUAUAUCUACCCACACUCCACCCAGGCCCACCACAACCAAAAAGUCAUACAGAUAUUUAUUUCUCAAUGUCUCUCCUACAUUAUGCAAUAACUGUCUUUCAUUAUUCAUUUUUAUGUCUUUCCAUGGCCAAGUGGUUUUACAACCAAGCAAUAGGGCAUAUUAAUGACUGUAUUGCGGGUUCAAAUUUCAUCCCUCUGGAUUGUUAUUUAUUUAUUUAUAUAUAGCUUUACUUCUCGGUAACGCUUGAUUGUAUUGUUUGUUUGUUUUUUUUGUUUUUUUCUUUUGGAAAAAAUAUUAAACUUUUGUAUUGAUAAAGAAUUUUUCAAUAAAAAUAAAAUGAAAUAAUAAUUUUAAAAUGAUAAUUAUGGAAAAUGAGAAAAAAAUGUGUAAAGAAUCAAAAAAUAAAAAUGAAGGUUUCUGUAUUUUCAUUUAAA
Octopus bimaculoides (California two-spot octopus) is the source of this 2437-nucleotide messenger RNA. Its product is annotated as chondroitin sulfate synthase 1-like. Gene Ontology annotation, molecular function: glucuronosyl-N-acetylgalactosaminyl-proteoglycan 4-beta-N-acetylgalactosaminyltransferase activity. Gene Ontology annotation, cellular component: Golgi cisterna membrane. The record is from RefSeq and is a predicted model, not a curated record. NCBI's taxonomy places the organism in Eukaryota, Metazoa, Mollusca, Cephalopoda, Octopoda, Octopodidae.